This is a messenger RNA of Nematolebias whitei (Rio pearlfish), 1923 nucleotides long. It is a transcript of the gene gjb3, whose product is annotated as gap junction protein beta 3. The transcript is spliced from 2 exons. The coding region runs from base 210 to 1085 and encodes 291 amino acids. The record is from RefSeq and is a predicted model, not a curated record. Gene Ontology annotation, biological process: cell communication. Gene Ontology annotation, cellular component: connexin complex. Lineage: Eukaryota; Metazoa; Chordata; Actinopteri; Cyprinodontiformes; Rivulidae.
UUUCUGCACUCCGCGCUCCUCGUACCUGUCGAGGGGAUCCAGUCUGUGCGUUUCAGGAUCCAAACUCGAAAACAAGAACACCAAGCGGACACUGGCGACUCUUUUUUUUUUUUUUUUUAAACAGCUAUGGAUUUAUCCAUGUAAUAGCCGGAUCAACUACCAAAACAGAAGAAUUAUAAAGAAAAGGUAUUUGACUACGAAUCAAAACCAUGGACUGGAAGACCUUCCAAGCCCUCCUCAGCGGGGUGAACAAGUACUCCACUGCGUUCGGACGAGUGUGGCUGUCGGUGGUGUUCGUGUUCAGGGUGAUGGUGUACGUGGUGGCGGCCGAGCGGGUUUGGGGUGAUGAGCAGAAGGACUUUGACUGCAACACCAAGCAGCCUGGCUGCGCCAACGUCUGCUACGACCACUUCUUCCCCAUCUCCCACAUCCGCCUGUGGGCCCUGCAGCUCAUCUUCGUCACGUGCCCGUCGUUCAUGGUGGUCAUGCACGUGGCGUACCGUGACGACCGCGAGCGCAAACACAGGGCCAAGGCUGGCGAGGACAGCAAGUUGUACAACAACACGGGCAAGAAACAUGGCGGGCUGUGGUGGACGUACCUGAUCAGUCUUUUUGCCAAGACGGGCAUCGAGGUGUCCUUCCUCUACAUCCUCCACAGAAUCUACGACAGCUUCUACCUGCCCAGGCUUGUCAAGUGUGAGGUGUCACCUUGCCCCAAUCAGGUGGACUGCUACAUCGGUCACCCCACAGAAAAGAAGGUCUUCACCUACUUCAUGGUUGGAGCCUCGGCCCUCUGCAUCGUCCUGAACAUCUGUGAGAUCAUUUAUCUCAUCUCCAAGCGCAUUGCACGAUGCGCAAAGAAGAUCAGAACACGACAUCGCACCAUGAACAUCCCCCAAGAAGACUACAACAACGAGAACUCCUUCAACAACUACAACAUGUCUAUGUCGAGGCAUAAUGGGAAAAACAAGCCUCCGUCGUUCAGGGAGUUGGAGAACCCCAACCCUCAGUUUCUGCUCUUCCCUUCGCUCAGUCUUGAUAAAAAGAUACGAGCCUCCGCUCCUAACUUGUCCUCCACUUCAUGAAAAUGAAAUCAGGCCAGAAAUCAAGAGCUCGGAGCUUUGGCUGCGUCCCAAACUAAACAGAAAACACUCAGAACUGUGAGCCAAGCAGCAGAGUAUCAGAGCCAUCCCUUCUGGAUUCAUCCCACCUUGGUGUGGAAGACUUGAAAGAAAAAUCGUCCUGAACUUUGGUUUCCAAGUCGACACCAACAAUAUUUACGAGACAUCCAUUAAAGUCGGAUUGAUUUGUUUGCUGGUGAUGUGCGUGGUUAAAUGUCUGUGUGCCAUGUUUAUUAAAACGUUCCUGUAAAGGUCUUCCCACUUUUACUUCUGAACUGGAGUUCUGACUUUGCAAAAGGAGGGAAUUGAAGCGGUCACAUGGAGCAGGGACACACCUGGCGGAGGUAUUUCAGUCACCUUGCCAGUAUCUACAAUGGUGCGUCACUUUUGUGACCGAGUUUGCCAAGCUAUUUAAAAAGAGAUCUCUUGUAUUUAUUUUUAUACUGUGGCUUUAUCUUCAAAGUUUGAUGUUCAGAUGAACCCAGCACCGUACAAAAGUCUGAUGUGUGUAAACGCUGUAAGACUUUAUGUCCAAACUGACCCAAAAUGAGAAUUUCAUUGCUUUUUUUUUCUCAGAUAAAGUCAAAACGCGUUGUAUAUUUGUCGUCAUUGCUCCGUCUCCGGUUUAAUGCUGCACACUCAAACGGUGUUCGUGAUUUUUUUUUCUCUGUGUUUUGAAGUGUUUGUAAACAUCGCCUGAUCCAAGACCACCGUGGCGCUGACUCAAAUACGGUGAAAGGAAUGUUGUCUCUGCGAUUGUGCGAUAGCGCUGAAUCACAGUGGAGGGAAGCUGGACGGACAC